GUGUAUACAGAGCAUACCGCAACCCUGCCCGCCUUUUUACCGUCCAUCACGUCGAUCUCCAAAGAGAUUUGAACAUUUAACGAUCCACCAUGUUGGGAUUGAACACGCUGCGGCCUGUCCUGCGCAGCUCUGCGCCCGCCCUCUCGGCACGCGCCUUCAGCGCCUCCGCGUCGCAGGCGAUGGCUCGGAUGAUACUGACCGGGCGGCUUGCAACCGAGCCGGAGGCGAUCCCCUCGUCGACGGGCGUGAAUGUCAUCAAGUACACGAUUGCGUCAACACACGGCCGCUCUGAUAACCGGUUCACCAGCUACUUCCGUGUGACCAGCUUCCUGGAGAACGGGCCGCAGAAGGAUUUCGUGCUUAGUCUGUCGAAGGGGACCCUUGUGUGUAUCGACGCCGAUGUUUCCCUGAAGCCAUGGGAGGAUGCCGAGGGGAGGAGACAUUCUUCUCUGAACAUCAUACAAAAAACCCUUGAGGUUCUAAAGCGACCGAAUCCGAAUCGCCAAACCGACAACGGAGUCUCCGACCAGUUUGCGGGCGAGGAAAUGCCGUGAAAGGGAUGGAUAUGUUGGUGAUUUAGUAUACAUGAAGACAGGUCGCGAGGGCUUUCUUUUUUUUUCCCCUUGCCCACUGUAGUUAACCCAAUCUACUUAAUCUAUAGUGUAUCUCUACCUUCUCCCCCUCCGAUCCUUUCUUUGCUUAACAUAGAUAACCGGCUCCCUCUCCAGUCUCGACGAGGCUCGCGGUUCACCGACUGUUUCGUGCCUCCAGAGGAUAUAUUGAUCGCUAUGUCACUGCCGUCUUCGAUCUAGGAGGCCUGGAAUUUCCUGUCUUCAACCUUGGCUUUACACACCGCUGUUUCUGAGUAUCUUAUGCAGGAUCCAGAGUAUUUAUUGGAUCAUUUGAAACUAUUUGGCGU
Molecule: messenger RNA, 919 nt
Organism: Penicilliopsis zonata CBS 506.65
Lineage: Eukaryota; Fungi; Ascomycota; Eurotiomycetes; Eurotiales; Aspergillaceae
Exons: 3
Coding region: 90-554 (154 amino acids)
Molecular function (GO): single-stranded DNA binding
Source: RefSeq, a predicted model, not a curated record